Molecule: messenger RNA, 1556 nt
Organism: Hylaeus volcanicus
Lineage: Eukaryota; Metazoa; Arthropoda; Insecta; Hymenoptera; Colletidae
Exons: 9
Coding region: 27-1403 (458 amino acids)
Biological process (GO): ribosomal small subunit biogenesis; maturation of SSU-rRNA
Cellular component (GO): preribosome, small subunit precursor
Molecular function (GO): RNA endonuclease activity
Source: RefSeq, a predicted model, not a curated record
UUAAAUCGUAGUAAGCUAACACUACAAUGAUGUCACAGCAACCAGCUGAAAGAAAAAAAUUGGUUGUUGAUACAGGAGUUUUCACUAGAAUCAAGCAAUUGUCAAGUUUUGGUUAUGAGAAGUAUUAUACAGUUGAAGGUGUAAUUAGAGAAAUACGUGAUCAUGCUGCACGUCAAAAUUUAGAAUUUCAGUCAGAUGUCCUUCAAGUUAUUUCACCAUCUAAAGAAGAUUUAUGUUUUGUAAGACGUUUCGCUAAACUAUCAGGCGAUUUAGGAUUUUUAUCGGAAACUGACAUCCAUGUUAUUGCUCUAACGUGUAUGCUCCAAAGGGAAACGAAUAGCGCUUUUAAAAUCAUGUCAGAGCCUAAUUUUGUUUUACAUAAAACAAAAAUUGACAAUGUUUCAACUUUGCAAAAGAAUGUUUGGGGAUUAACUAGUACUAAAAAAGAGAAGUCAGAUGUAUCAAUAAAUAGCAAUCAAAAAGAUGAUGGUAAUUUUGAAUUCAAAAAUGGAGUGACCAUGAAAAGAACUGAUCAAUGCAAUAAAAAAGAGAUUAAUCUUGUUGAAGAGAAUAAGAUGUUAAAUUCUAGUUUAUUAGAGACAAAUUCAGAUGAGGCAAAGAAAAUAACGAACUCACAUGAAGAAAAUUGUGAUAAAAAACUUGACUUGAAAGAGGUUUUUUCACAGGUAGAGAAAAAUGCGAAAUCCUGCGAAAUGCAAAGGCUUUUCAAUGAUUUGAGUGAGGAAGAAACCGACGAUGAUGAAGAUUGUUGGUUAUCGCAGGACAAUUUUCAUUUAGCUUUUGGGCCUAAUACAUCAAAAACAACCAACGAUGAACAAAAAAUGCAAGUGGCAUGUUUGACAACCGAUUAUACAAUUCAAAAUGUUCUUAUUCAAAUGGGACUCUCAGUUUUAUCGUUAGAUGGUUAUCGCAUAUCGGAAGCAAAGCAGUGGAUUUUACUGUGCCGGGCAUGUCGUCAACAUACGUUGGAUGCUACACGCAAAUUUUGUUCUCAUUGUGGAAAUAAUACUGUUUAUCGAGCAGCGUUAAGAAUUUGUGACAAUGGGCAUGCAUAUGUUGAAGAUUUUAAACCCCGAUUGAAUCUUCGGGGAAAAAUUUACUCUAUACCAAAACCUAAAGGGGGUCGUAAAGGAGAUCUUAUUUUAUCUGAAGACCAAAUGUUUAUUGGAAAUCGUCAAUGUCUACAAAAACAUUAUAUAAGACAAGUGGAAAAAGAAAAAGUAUCGAGAAAUCCUUUUAAUUUGGAUAAUACUUAUGACCCAAGCAAUUGGUUAGGAAGAGGAAACUGUCGUGUGUUACCUCAAAGUUUGCAGGUAGCUUUCGGUCCGGGAAACCCUAAUUCCAAUAGGUGGCAAAAACGAAAAGGGAAAAACCGUACAUAGUGCAAGAGUGCAUGUUACGAAAUUCUUAUCAAGCAUAUAUAAACUUUGAAUAUAAAUUUUAUUUUCAAAGUCUACACAAAAAUCAUUAUCUAAUCAAUAAAAACUACCGUCUCAUAUUAAAUUUAAAAACAUAGCGUUUUAAGUGUUUUUUAA